GAGAGCGUUGCUGUUUACAGCCCAGAGCCGAGCGAGCUGACCGGGACCUGCUCCGCUGCCCAACGCAACGUUUCCUCCCGCAAAGAACCCCCCUGGCUAGGUAUUCUUUGGAGAUGUCAAAGGUUUGUGCCAUUUUUGGAGGAUCUCGGGGAAUUGGACAGGCUACUGCACAACUGCUAGCACAAAAAGGAUAUCGUCUAGCUGUUGUUGCAAGAAAUCUGGACAUAGCUCAAACCACUGCAAAAAACCUGGGAGCAGGUCAUCUAGCAUUUAGUUGUGAUGUUUCCAAACAAGAAGAUGUUGAAAAUACAUUUAGCCAAAUGGAGAAGAGUUUAGGACAUAUCAACUACCUGGUUAACGCUGCAGGUAUCAACAGGGAUGGCUUGUUGUUGCGAACCAAGGUUGAUGAAAUGGUAUCCCAGCUUCAUACCAAUCUUUUGGGAACAAUGUUGACCUGCAAACUUGCUGUGAAGAGUAUGAUUCAACAGCAGGGUGGUGCUAUUGUUAAUGUAGGAAGUAUUGUUGGACUGAAGGGCAAUUCUGGUCAGUCUGUGUACAGUGCCAGCAAAGCUGGACUAGUUGGAUUUUCACGCUCUCUUGCUAAAGAGGUAGCGAGAAAGAACAUUCGAGUCAACGUGAUUGCUCCUGGCUUCGUUCAUACGGAUAUGACAACUCAUUUGAAAGAAGAUCAGUUGAGAAAGACUAUUCCUCUUGGAAGAUUUGGGGAGCCUCAAGAAAUUGCCAAAGCAGUUGUGUUUCUUCUAGAGUCUCCUUACAUGACAGGGCAUGUUCUGGUUGUAGAUGGAGUAACGGUGUCAACGAUGACUGUGUGUCUUUCCUCCCUCCUCUGCUUAGGCCAGCAUCUCAUGUUUCCAGCUGUGGCUCUCUGGGAACUGCUGAGCAAGUCGGUUAUGAAAUGGAUGUGUUCUUCCCCCCAAUAUAAAACACAAAGAAAAGAAAAGACAACAUCAUUUGUUGUGGCAGAAACUUUCCAGUGCCCGAUGAAAUCAUGUGUCUGAUGGACUCUGGGCUAUAAAAGGAAAGUCAUUGGCAGGUGGUUCCCACCUUCUAAGAGCUGCCACGGGAGGAACAGACAUUGUGGAAGAAAUUGACACGAAUGGAAAGAGAUUCGCUAACUACACUCUGGAGCUCACAGACUGGAUCCCCUUGGAUCCUUCUCUGCCGAUGGAUUGUGGAAACUGUGGGCAAAACAAGGAAUAAACGCAGCCUCUGCUGGAGCUUGCAGCUUGGUACCAUUUGGCAGCAUUCUCCCACUGUCAUGAGCUGGGCUUGCCCAAGCUGAUAGUCCAAGCACUAACACAAAGCCAAAGGAGCAUUCAAGAUUCAAAAGCCAGGUCCAGUCCAUUGUCGGGGCACAAGGUAAACGCCAGGGGUGUGUCCAGAGUCCAAAAGCCAAGUCAAGUCCAGUCCGUAGGUCAAAGCACGAGAGUGUCAAGUCAAGGUGCAGGCAAGAACAAGAUGCAAGGUCCAAGGACAUGGUUGCGGGUAAUCGACACGUUGCUUCCAUGCCUGGCAGUUUCUCCAGACUGGCUUUUAUAGCCAGCCGUGGUUUUCGGCCAGCUGCUUGGGGCUCCAUCCUGACGUCACUCAUCAUCGCUCUCCAGCAGCUGGCGUUGACUCAGGAGACAAGCACUGCACCGUCUCUCCUGCAGUUCCAAUCUCUGGCGUUGUCUGUGGUGCCAAGUGGCGCGGAGGGCAAUCUAAACUCCCCUCUGCCUGGAGAUCGGGGCGGGGCCACAGGCCAUGUGACCAUUUUCGCCAAGGGCAAUUUAAAUGGUGAAAAACCUCCCCCCCUUGUUCCAGCUGACCCAAAGUGACGUCAUUGAGCAGUCCUGAGUUCCACCACCUCUUUUCCCAGAAAAAAAGCCCUGUGUACUUGUGUCCUCAGCUUGCUGUAAGCUGCACAUCACGAAGGAGCAUUUGCAGUACUCAUUAACUAUCCCCUGGGCUAAUUAAAUUAUUAAAAGGAGAUAAUUUUCUAAACAAUUCAAAGGCCAUUAUUAAGUACUUUUUAAUUGACUGUCUCCUCUGGGUGUGUGUGUGUCUGGGGAGACUCAUCGACUGCAAUUAUUUUCUGGCGUGAAAUGAAACCUUCCCUUAUUUGUAGCAAAAGAUCAAUAUGGAUGUUUAAAAUGAAUUUUGGGCUUAAUGGAUUUGGCUUAUGUCAUUGUGUGUCAUACUCAUGAUAUGUAAACAAAUUGAUUUUCCCAGGAUAGCAGAAACCAGCCAUGAA
Eublepharis macularius is the source of this 2254-nucleotide messenger RNA. It is a transcript of the gene CBR4, whose product is annotated as carbonyl reductase 4. NCBI's taxonomy places the organism in Eukaryota, Metazoa, Chordata, Lepidosauria, Squamata, Eublepharidae. Gene Ontology annotation, molecular function: oxidoreductase activity, acting on the CH-OH group of donors, NAD or NADP as acceptor; quinone binding. The coding region runs from base 114 to 1019 and encodes 301 amino acids. The transcript has 10 exons. The record is from RefSeq and is a predicted model, not a curated record. Gene Ontology annotation, biological process: fatty acid biosynthetic process.